AUGGCAGCAAUGCUAGUUCGUAGUGCCUUAUCUUGUUCAUCACGUUCAUUAAUAUUAUUUACUUUCGGUUGUACAUUAGCUGUCGUAUUAAUGACUUUUCAAUAUGAACAUAAAUUAUUAUUAUUUAAUUCUCCUCGUCUUAUGCUUACUUUACCUGCUUUGAGUCUCAUUUCUGUAUGUGGUCUUGGUGCUGUUUUAGUUGAUCUUCUUUAUCCAAUGCUUGUAACUUCUAUUGAUCAAACAUCUAUGUCUACAGAUAAUGAUGAUACUAUGCAAAAAUCUCGAAUUUGUAAAUCAUUAGUAAUAUUUGUUGGUAUCAAUCAUUUAUGUGCAAAAAUUACAUUUCAAAGUGAUCUUCAUUUUUCUAUUACAGUAGUCUGUUUAUGUAUAGCAUUUUGGUGGUGGUUUGAUAGAAGUAUAAUUGGUUUUACUUUUUCAAGUAUUGUAUCAUUUAUAUUAACCAUGAUUACAGAAAUUUUAUUACGUGCUGGUGCAUUAGAAUAUACAAAUUCGGAUUUUUAUUUAAAAACAUGUGUACCUUGUCUAACAUUUGCCGGUGCUAUUCUUAUUAUACAAAUAACAAAGCUUUUAUCUCGAGAUAAUCAAUCACUAACAUCGAGUAGUCAAAUCGAACAAGAACAUAUAAAGAAUGAAUAA
Molecule: messenger RNA, 657 nt
Organism: Rotaria sordida
Lineage: Eukaryota; Metazoa; Rotifera; Eurotatoria; Philodinida; Philodinidae
Source: the annotation of a GenBank genome assembly